UCAUGCGGAAGACCAACACAGCCACGCUAACUACACGGCGGGUCUCGCAGCGCUCCUCUCUGGCGGAUGUAGAGCCGCGGCGUCGUUUUCAGCUCCGAUGUAACUGCAAAUUCUACCUCUUUCCACAAACUCUGCAGCUUUAAUGUCUUUAACAGCUCAAAGUUAACCGACGCGUUACGUUUAAAUGUGGAAGAGAGCUCGCGACGCGGCUCACGUCCAACUGACAAUCGGCUCAACAUCGCUGCACGUGCUUCGCUUCUCCGUGGACUGAGGAAGACUACAGAUUAUAGUCGACUCUUAUCCCUCCUUUUCCGCCAUCUCGACGGGUUUUCUACCUCUUCGUCAGCAAAAAGUGCCCGUGUUCAGAUGGAGAAGCAGCCCUUGUCUGAUGAUGAUGGCAGGACAGGAGCCCCACAGCUGGAGGUCAGCGUUGUCGCUAGUGAGGAGAGCGCGCAGCAGGAUACAUCUGAGCCCCCUGCCAGAGACGGGUGGAACAGUAAAGUGGAGUAUUUCUUGGCCCAGGUGGGAUUCAGUGUCGGUCUUGGCAAUGUCUGGAGGUUUCCAUAUUUGUGCCACCAGAAUGGAGGAGGAGCUUUUCUCCUUCUGUACGUGCUGCUCAUGCUUGUUGUUGGAAUCCCUCUAUUCUUCUUGGAGCUGGCUGCCGGCCAGGCCAUCCGACAGGGCAGCAUUGGAGUGUGGAAGAGCAUCUCCCCAAAGCUUGCAGGGAUCGGCUACUCCAGCUGUGUGGUGUGCUUCUUUGUGGCCCUUUACUACAACGUGAUCCUCGCCUGGAGUCUUUUCUACCUUGGGAACUCAUUUCAGUACCCUUUACCUUGGGAACAGUGUCCAGCGCAGGGGAACAGGACAGUAAAGGAAUGUGAAGACAGUUCCCCCACCACAUAUUUCUGGUACCGCACGGCCCUGAACAUCACAGACUCGAUAGAUGACACAGGCAGUUUUAACCCUUACAUCACCUGUUGUCUGCUGGCGGCCUGGACCAUCGUGUGCCUGGGAAUGUUCAAGGGAAUCAAAACAUCUGUCAAGGUGAUGUAUUUCUCCUCCAUCUUCCCCUACGUGGUGCUGCUGUGCUUCCUCAUCCGAGGACUCCUGCUAGACGGGGCCUUUGAGGGCAUCACCCACAUGUUCUACCCCAAGCUGGAAAUCUGGGGGGACAUGCAGGUGUGGCGGCAAGCAGCCACGCAGGUCUUCUUUGCCCUGGGCCUUGGCUUCGGAUCCAUUAUUGCCUACUCUUCCUACAAUCCCAAGAACAACAACUGCCAUCGUGAUGCCUUCACUGUCUCCUUCAUCAACUUCCUCACCUCUGUGCUGGCCACCCUGGUGGUGUUUGCUGUGCUGGGCUUCCGCGCCAAAGGAAAGGUCAUGGAGUGUGUGGUCAGUAAUGCAAAACAGCUGUCAGAGCUGUUUUUCAGUGGAGAGGACAGGAACCUGAUGCCCCGUUUCAACUUCUCUGAUCCCACUUCUUUGGCCCUUGAGGACUACAGGGCCUGGUUUAAAGACUACAGUGAUAAGGUGUCAGGCACCUUUACUGACUGUAACAUAGAAAAAGAGAUGCAGAAGGGUGUGGAGGGGACGGGCCUGGCCUUCAUCGCCUUCACGGAGGCCAUGUCGCAGCUGCCUGGCAGCCCCUUCUGGUCGGCACUCUUCUUCCUCAUGCUGCUCAACUUGGGCCUCAGCACCAUGUUUGGCACUAUGGAGGGCAUCCUUGCCCCCUUGACAGACACCUUCAAAACUCUGGCCAGGAACAAGACCAAGCUCACAGUGUUCAGCUGUGUUAUUGGUUUCCUGAUUGGCCUGCUGUUCACCCAGCGCUGCGGGAACUACUUUGUGACAAUGUUUGAUGACUACUCUGCCACUCUGCCCCUCAUCAUUGUCGUGGUUUUUGAGACGUUCAGUGUGUCUUGGCUUUAUGGAGCUGAUAGGUUCCUCGACGACAUUGAGGCGAUGCUGGGCUGGCGCCCCACUGUGGUUUACAAAUACCUUUGGAAAUACGUAUGCCUGCUUGCUAUGCUGGGACUACUGUUAGCCAGCAUGAUCCGCAUGUUCAUCAACCCACCCAGAUAUAUGGCCUGGGACCCAAAAACGGCCUCUGAGGUGUCCCUGCAGUACCCUGGCUGGGCCUUGGCUGUGUUGUCUUUACUGAUCAUAUUUGCCAUGCUGCCUGUCCCGCUGGUGUUCAUCCACUCCAUCCUGAAGGACAGGGCGAAGCCAGAGUCCAGAGACGCAGAGAUUGGUCAGUACAGCCCCGUCAGCACUGAUGACAAGUGUGAAACCCCCAUGACUGACAUGUCAGAGCUGGACCGGAGGAAUGGGACCACCGCUCCUGUUUCCUCUUAGGCUGCUGGACUCUUAAUGUGCAUGAGGCCAGGAAUGGUUCACAACAAGAAGUCAAAAGUCUGUCAGUCAAGGGACACAGGAUUAUUUCACACUUUUUUUUGAAGAAAUGGUACAGAGAGACUGCUGCUUGUGCUAAACAUUCUAACAGAAAAAAAUGAUUUCAGAGAACACGGCAGGCAGAUCUCAUUCCAAACCCACUUCCAGCAGAAAUACCGGCGCCCAAAAAAAAAGCAGUGGCUUCUCUCCAAGGAAAAAAGUCAUUAUUUAAAUGGCACAAUACUAUAUCCCCAAAACAAUGUGAAUCUUCAGUAACACCUUGUGACUUUGUUGCUAAUCUGGCUCAACAGUUUGACCAACCUAUGGGAGACUGAAUUAACCGUUGCUGCCCCCAGUAAUGUGGUCACUCAGUCCUCGUGAUCUGCCCAGCAGGGCAAAGGUUAUAACAUGCCUCCUCUUUCAGUUUGCUACGAGUAAUGCUAGUGCUCUUCCUCUAGGGGUCAUGGAUGUCCACAGCAAAUUUUCAAAGAUUCAAAUGAAAGAAUAUCACAUUCACAGCUUGAAACAGUGGCAGCAGCAGUCUGAGCAAAUCCAUAAUAUGCCCGACCUGUUGUUUUGGAGAUAAUAAUUGUCCAGUGGUCUUUUUAAAAUAUUGUUUUCAGAAUUAAUCACAAUUUUUGCACUAAUGUUGAGGAACUAUUGAUUUACACACUGAAUUUUUAGCUGCCAGCCAAACAAAACUUUCCUUUGUUUCAUUAUAGGUUAUAUAAAUUACUUCUUAUUCCUGCCAUUUCCUAACUUCAGCUUAUUUUAUAUAAGCGUAAUUGUGUUUUGUGUAAUGUGAAUCAUUUUUUGUUUUUAUUUCACCUGUCUAAUUAAGCUGUCUUACACAAAAGACCUUUUGGAUCAUUUCAUGAAUCCAGUUAUUGCUACUUAGGUCAUCAAUUCCCAACAAAAUGAACAUUUUAAAAUUUUAACUUUUCUCAUUUCUGUUGGGCAAACAUUUCAUGUCAUUGCCAUGAACAGUUGUUUAUUGUAUGUGUUCAUGGUGUUAUGUUUUAAAUAGACCAAAUGUGACUCAAAAGACAGAAUGAGCCUACAAAGACCUCGAACAGUCAACAAUGAAUCAGAGCAAAGUUUUGAAAUAAAGGCAGGAGAGAACAGAAACAAACACAAGCAUUACAGGUCUACCUGUCCUACAUGCAUCACAUCCUACUAUCCUACACCAGCUUACCAGGCACUGCCAGCCUUACAGCCAAUACAGCUAUAACGAAAAACUCUCAAGAAAACCUUAUUAGGAAAAAAAUGGAAUAUGUCACCUUCUGUGUGUUCAGUUUUUGUUUCCUGGGUAUGAUUUCACACAAAUUCUGGAGCCUGCUCUUUUGUCAUUUGUGAAACAACCAGCAUCCUUACACCAUUUUAAUGUCGUUCCAGCAUUAUGAAAUUAUGAUAUGUUUCACCUCUUCUGUGAAUAUAUUAGUGUCUGUGCCACAGUGUUGUUACCACUAACAGAUUCAGAGGGUCAGCAGAGCCAUCAAGCUUUUACUACAAUCCACAUAUACCUGUAUUGUGUAGCAUAUUGUGCAUGAAAAAUAUCCAUAUCCAUCUAUACACAUGAAUGUCAAAGUGCUCUCUUCAAGCCAUAUAAUCUAAUUGCUGAUGCAUUUGUUCUUGAUUUGGUUUUACUAUGAUUGUGUAAUGGUAUUUUCUGUAUGUUUUUUGUUUUUUUGACAGGAAGUUGUGUCUGAAAACACAACUUCCUGUCAUCCUGCCAUGCUCGAUAUUUUGAUGUUGGAGGAAAAAAUAAGUGUAUUGAAAAGUCUGCUGAUCAAUACUGCAGUGUCAUGGAGGUAUACAGGCACGAGGGCUGUCAGCAGCCUGAUCUUUGUUGAACUGAUCGAUCAAGUGACGACACAGUUCAGGUACUACAGAGGGACUGAGACAUGACAGUUUUCAGAUUUCAUGUAAUGUAAAUAUGUAUAUAGUUUAUGUAAAAAAAAAAUCCCUCAAGCACAAAUGUAAAUGGGACUGAAUUCAUUUUGGAUUUUCUGUCAUCACCUGUUUAUUGGAAAUGCUCAUAAGA
Molecule: messenger RNA, 4435 nt
Organism: Myripristis murdjan (pinecone soldierfish)
Lineage: Eukaryota; Metazoa; Chordata; Actinopteri; Holocentriformes; Holocentridae
Product: sodium-dependent neutral amino acid transporter B(0)AT2-like
Exons: 12
Coding region: 367-2355 (662 amino acids)
Biological process (GO): sodium ion transmembrane transport; nitrogen compound transport; amino acid transport
Cellular component (GO): plasma membrane
Source: RefSeq, a predicted model, not a curated record